Odontomachus brunneus is the source of this 6606-nucleotide messenger RNA. RefSeq names its product protein polybromo-1 (gene polybromo). NCBI's taxonomy places the organism in Eukaryota, Metazoa, Arthropoda, Insecta, Hymenoptera, Formicidae. The transcript has 27 exons. Gene Ontology annotation, cellular component: RSC-type complex. The coding region runs from base 458 to 5407 and encodes 1649 amino acids. Gene Ontology annotation, biological process: chromatin remodeling. The record is from RefSeq and is a predicted model, not a curated record. Gene Ontology annotation, molecular function: chromatin binding; protein binding.
CAGGCGCAGGAUGAGAAAAAGCAGCCCGACGCGCCCGUCAACGCACCUGAUGCACAACGUACGUGCCGUUGACGACGCGCACGGCUCACGCACGUUAGCGCGCGGCGUCAAUCGAUGGCGCGUCAGAGAGGCGGAAUCGUCUCUCUCGCAGCAGCGAACACCGGUUUUGAACGCGCACACCGUGCAUACACCGCUGUGUCGGUGCCGCCGCCGCCGCCGCGGUUUUCAAGCACAGCAGCGACUUAUCAUGGCGGCGGGAUUUUUUUUAGUAGCGUAGUGUCGGGGUAUCUCGGUUUAUACUGUUGUGCGUGACGCUCACUCGUGCCGAGGAAUUCGCACGAACCCGAGCACAACGCGCGCAUCCGCGGCCGACGGCGAAGUGUUACGUGGGUCCGCUUUCUGUGCCGUGUGAAAGACGAGCCUGGGCACGCCGAUAAGCAACCAGCCAUACAUCAAGAUGAACAAACGUCGUAGAACAUCGUCGGUCGCCAGCCGCGGCACUGAAGACGACGGCGACGAUAUUCCACCGGAACCCACGAAGAGGAGGAAAAAAUUAGAUCCUAGUGACUUGUGCCAACAGUUGUACGAUGUGCUGCGUAAUCAGAAGAAAGAGGAUGGUACCUUGCUGUGUGAUGCAUUUAUACGUGUGCCUAAACGUAGGCAAGAACCAGGAUACUAUGAAGUCGUAUCUAAUCCUAUCGAUCUCCUGAAAGUACAGCAGAAACUGAAAACUGACGAAUAUCGUGAUAUGGAUGAUUUAGCUGCUGAUAUUCAACUUAUGGUCAAUAAUGCGAAAGCUUUUUACAUGCGUACAUCUCCUGAGUAUAAAGAUGCGACUGAACUGUGGGAAUUGUGUGUGAAUACUAAAAAUCGUAUUACAGAAGAAUAUGAAGACCCAGAACCUAAAGGAAAGCUUAUCCUAAAAGUUGGAAGAUUGGCACGUAAAACGACAACGAGGCAGGAUGAUGCAGAAGAUACUUCUGAAAGUUCAACGAAUCUCGAUGAAGAAACUAUGCAGCUCUUUGAAGAUUUGUUCGCAGCAGUUAUGACAGCGACUGAUCCUAUGGACAAUAACAGGCCUCUUCACACUAUGUUUCAACUCAAACCCUCCAAAAAGCUUUAUCCAGAAUAUUACGAUGUCAUCGAAACACCAGUGGACUUGAAGACUGUCGCGCGAAGAAUUCAAGAAGGCGCGUACAGCUCCAUCGGCGAUAUGGAGAAAGAUUUAAUGCUUAUGUGCCGUAACGCCUGUCAAUUUAACGAGCCAGGCUCGCAAAUUUACAAAGAUGCCAAACUCUUGAAGAAAAUAAUCACCGCAGCUGCAAAAAGGCAAGACAGCGGAUUAGGAAGUAAUACACCUAAGAUCGCUACAACCGCGCCUUCGACGAGAAGUAAAAGAGGCAGUCGUAGCAUGGCACAAUCGUUGAUAGCACAUACAGCGGCGCUAGUCGACGAAGAUGAUGAAAGUGAUGACGAAGAUGAAGAACUCGCCGAGAGCGAAGAUCCUGAUAACCCUCAAUGGCAACUAUUUCAAACCAUUCGAACAGCUCCCAAUAAUCAAGGUCUACGAAUAAGCGAAUAUUUUUGGAAACUUCCGCCAAAAAGAUCAUAUCCUGACUACUAUAAGACGAUAAAAAAUCCUAUAUGUUUACUACAAAUACAUACAAAAAUAAAGAAAGGUGAAUAUGGUACCGUUAGUGAAGUAGCUGGAGACAUGAAUAUCAUGUUUGAAAAUGCUAAAAAAUAUAACGUACACACAUCUCGGCUGUAUAAGAGUGCUGUUAAGUUGCAGAAGAUAAUGCAAGAGAAAGUACAGGAGCUUCUAGAAUUCGAUCAGGAUUCCGAUUCGGAUAGCGAAUCGGAGAAUAGCUCGCAACAACCUAAGUUAAUCAAACGCGCUUCAAAUUUAUUAACACGUGGAAAAUACAAGGACAAUAUACCGCUAAAGAAGAGAUUAUACGCAUUAGUCAAGUGUGUCAUAGAAUACUGCGAAGAUGGUCGGCAACCCAUGUUGAUGUUCAUGGAAAAACCUUCCAAGAAAUUAUAUCCAGAUUAUUAUCAAGUGAUAGCUGAACCCAUAGACAUGCUGGCGAUCGAAGCCAACAUUAAAGCGGAGAAAUAUCAAAAUGAGAGUGAAUUAAUACAAGAUUUUAAGUUGAUGUUUAAUAAUUGCCGCCAAUACAACGAAGAAGGUUCAUUGAUUUACGAAGAUGCGAAUACUUUGGAGAAAGUUUUGAUGGACAAAGUGAAGGAAUUGGGACCCUUGCCAGAUACUCCCAAGUCCAAAUCCACCGCAUCGACACCAACUAGAAACGUCGGGAGACCGAAGAAAGUAGUGCCGCUUCAUUUGCAAAAAUUAAAAACUCUAUACGACACCAUAAAAGAUUAUCAUGACACGAAAGGGAGGCAAUUGUCCCUAAUUUUCAUGAAGUUACCGAAUAAAAAUGAAUAUCCGGAUUAUUAUGAAGUGAUCAAGCAACCUAUACAUAUGGAGAAGAUAGCUGCCACUUUAAAAAAUAACGGAUAUGAGAAUUUGGAUGAAUUAGUAUCCGAUUUUAUAUUAAUGUUUGACAACGCUUGCAAAUAUAACGAGCCGGACUCGCAGAUAUACAAGGACGCUUUAAUAUUACAAAGAUUAGUGUUGCAAAGUAAACUGCAGCUGAGUGAGGAUGAGGAAAGCAUCCCAGAUGUGCCAGCUGCUGUGCAAGAGAUAUUAGCAACGAUAUUUACAGCUCUUUAUAAUCAUCAAGAUGAAGAAGGGAGAUGUUACUCAGAUUCUAUGGCAGAACUUCCAGAACAUGAUAUCGUCGAUGGAAAGAAAGUACGAGGUUUGUCACUGGACUUGAUUAAGAGGAGACUGGAUCGAGGAGUAUACAAGAGACUAGAUAGAUUCCAAGAAGAUGUUUUUACAUGUCUGGAGAGAGCCCGCAGGUUAUCGCGUACAGAUUCACAGCCAUUUGAAGACAGUGUGGAACUUCAGACAUUCUUUUUGCGUACACGCGAUGAGGCAACUCAGAGAGGACACUUGUUGCAUUCGCCUGCAUUGGGUUACACACUUCUUGAAUUGUCUGCUCAGGUUGCAGAACUUAAGAGAAUAAAACAACAACAGGAAUUAAAUCUUCCUAAUGAAGAUGAAAGCUGUGAUGGAAAUGAAACAAAGGACUCUGAAACAAAUACAAAUACGGAAGGAAACAAUAGCGAUAACGGAGGAUCCAUGAGUUUUAACCAAGAAGUAUAUAGAGCUGGCGACUUUGCGUAUGUCGAACCAACGGAACGAGGCAUGGAGUUCGGCGUGGUUCUCAUAGAAAGGCUUUGGACCAAUGCGGAGGGUCAGCAAAUGUUGUACGGAAAUUUGUUUUACAGACCGAGCGAAACAUACCACGUAGCUUCGCGGAAGUUUCUCGAUAAGGAAUUAUUCAAAAGCGACGCUCAUGUGGCGUUACCUCUAAUAAAGGUAGCUGGCAGAUGUUGCGUUUUGAGUGUAAAGGAUUACUUUCGCAUGCAACCCGAGGGAUUCCUGGAAAAGGACGUUUAUGUGUGCGAGUCGCGUUACUCUACGAAAGCCAGAGCUUUCAAGAAAAUCAAAGUCUGGAAUUUUGAUCCCGAUCAUUUGAAGCUGAUCCCAAGAGAAAAGACAUUAGAACCGAAACGAGUAAUUUCUGUAUAUAAAGAACGAUUGGAGAAGCAUAAGGAAGAAAUUGCCGAGUUGGAGGAGGGGGAAAAAUUAAUGGAGAAAGAGAAACCGAAUGUGAUACUAAAAAAUUCGGAAGAUACCGACAAUAUAUAUUACGAACAGUACAACACAUGUGUGGGAUCUGUGAGAGUCGGUGAUUUCGUUUAUGUAGCGACAGAUGGGGGCAGGCAGCAGAUAACGCAAAUCUAUGCUAUGUGGUUAGCCAAGGAUGCAAAGUGCUAUUUCAAAGGUCCAUGGUUAUUGAUGCCUACAGAAGUGCCACAUACACCUACAAAAUUAUUUUAUAAGCAAGAACUGUUUCUAUCCAAUGUAGACGGUACUCACCCUAUUGUUGCUAUUGUUGGAAAAUGUGCCGUCCUUGAUUAUGGAGAUUAUAUAUGCAGCAGACCAACAGAAAUACCCGAAGAUGACGUGUACAUCUGUGAAUCGCUAUACGACGAAAGUAAAAACUUGAUGAAGAAGCUUAGUCAGGAAGGUUUGAAGAAAUUCAAUUAUUCGUUGGGAGUGACGGAGGACGAGACCUAUUACUUCCGGAGGUCCAUCAAUCCUGCCAAAGUUUCGAGCGACGUGGCUCAGACGCAAAAUCAAGUCAAGUCCGUCACGCCCAGCUCGGCCCCAUUUGAGAUGGAAGCAUCACCAUUGUUACCGAAGCUGGAACCCGAUGUACUAAGCAUGGGGGUAGGAUUAGGAGUAGGAGUGGGAGUAGGAGUUGGGGAAGACAGCAUGGAUGCUGGUGGUCCACCAUCCGUUGGAUCUACAGAAGCUCAACCGGUGCUCUCCAAUACUCAAACUCCUGUGUCGACUAAGAAGAAAACGGCGGGUAAGAAAUUAGUUACGGGCUAUAUUUUGUAUUCGAGUAAAAUGCGAACGCAGAUUACACAAAACAAUCCUGAAUCGUCCUUCGGAGAGAUUAGCAGAAUUGUUGGCAACGAGUGGAGGAAAUUACCAGCCGGAGAGAAGCAAGCCUGGGAGGAGCGAGCGAUCAAGAUGAACGAGGAUGGAGGACAGCUGAAGGGGACGGCGGUAUCGGUAGGCACGAACUCUACGCAGGACGUAGUAUACGAAUGUUGUUGGGACAAUUGCGACUGGCAGUUCGAGGACAUGACCGAUUGCAUCGAUCACUGCAUCGCGGAACAAAACGGUCAUGUACAGUCGUCAUUUGUGAACGCUCCUAGCGAUGUGGAGUUUCAAUGUCAGUGGCGUGGCUGCGGUCGUACGAAGAAGACCGUUCCGCCAUUUCCAAGCGUACAGAGACUCGCCAGACACGUGAAGGAAGUGCACAUUCUAAAGUCACACGGCCGUAUAAUACCUCCCUCCGAGAGAAGCAAAAAUUACAUGGCUUCAAAAGGGCCGACGGUAUUACCACCGAUGGAAACAGAAACUUCAGCCGCAGCUACUCAGACAAGCAACGUACCUGUCGCUAAGCAGCCGGAGCCAAUGUUCGUUGCGGUACCACCGAGACCAAGUCGCGUGUUACAUUCGGAUGCCUAUUUAAGGUACAUCGAAGGACUAAACGUAGAGAACCGUUACAUAUCAAAUUGGGAUAAGCAAAUGAACGCUAAUCCGGAUAACACGCAAAUCCCGGACGUGACGAAAUUGCCUGCCGAAUGGCUGGGCAACGGCGUCGGCAACCAUGGUAAUGUGGUGAAUGCUUUGUGGACACUAAGAAACAUGAUGAUGCGGGAUGUGUUAGCCAUCAAUAAAACUUUAUAGUUUAUAAACUGUUAAGAUCUUACAAAUUUUUUUUCUAAUGCGCUUGCGAUGCCACUUAUACUUUGAUAAUUCAGACAAGUCCGUUGAUGCUAGAUGAAAGACUGAAGAUAUUCAAUCUUUUGAAUGUAAGGAUAUUUAUGUCUACGGAUUUAGAAUCCGUUUUGUUUGUUUUGUAUUCCUAUCGUAUAUUAUUUUCUUUUCUUUUAAUUUAACGAUGCAAUAAACCCAAUUGUGGGAGAGUUUAGCUAGUUUAUUUUGCAAAUUGACUUUGUUUGUGAUGUUUAGUUUUUCAUAUUCGGAUUUUUCCAAGUUUAAUAAAAGGUUUGAAAAAAGAACAUUUUUUUAUUUGGUUAUCAAGGAAAUUAAUAUUCUUCAAAAAUUCUAUCGUAUAUCGCUUAAAUAUGCGACGUGUGUAUAUAAGAAAAAUUUAGUACAUAAAAAGGAUCAUUAUCAUGUAAAUAUGUCUGCUGAUCUUCGUUUUUACUUUUCGAAUGAAAUUUUAUACUUUCCGUAUAGCGCAGUGGUACAUAUUCUUGUAUUAAGAGACGCAACAGUUGAAACAUUUCCUGUGCUGUAUUAGAAGCGUAAUGGGAAAGUUGUAUAUAGAAAAUUACAAUAAUCUGCGAAGCGGUCUAUCGAUAGUGCGAUAAACACAUCGCUUUAUUUUAUGAGUACCGCUGUAAUAUUUUCAGAGGAUAUCGAAGGUAUAGCGAGAUUAAUCAAACGAUCUAUUUGCUAUUGUCCCAAUAGCUAUAAAGGGAAUGAAAUUCUACGGCGUAUCUUCUACAAUGUAACAUCUCGUAGUACAUUAUUUUGUUAAGAAUUUUCGACAUCGUCACAGAAAAAUUUUCGAAACAUUGCAAAUACAAAAUGAAAUUUUUACUACACUGAAAAUUGUGUAUAUACAUUUUCUUGUUAUGAUACGUUUGUAGAAUUAGCAGUGCUCUUUUUCUACACGAACGGCUUAGUAUCAGCGCUAAAAACUCAUUAUGUUUUAGCUAAAUAAAAAUUUCGUUGCUAUUGUAUCUUGCAGAGUCUCAGUACACUACAUAUUUUUAUACAUGUAACAUACCGAUGAUCUGUAUAAUGUAAGCUUUUUGUGUAGAUUAACAUAGUGAGAGUUGGACUUUCUGGAAAAAAGUCAAGUUGGAAUUAAUGCCAAACACAUUAAUAAAUUUAUAGGUAUUUGCAAAAACUAA